This is a messenger RNA of Diversispora eburnea, 858 nucleotides long. NCBI's taxonomy places the organism in Eukaryota, Fungi, Glomeromycota, Glomeromycetes, Diversisporales, Diversisporaceae. The record is from the annotation of a GenBank genome assembly.
AUGAAUUCCAUUACUAGAUAUUGUAAAUUUUUGGCCGACGGCGCAAAAUUUCUUGGUUCAUUCCAGUGCAAUAUAAUAUAUCUUCCAAAUUACCCGGAAGGCUCAAGACAAGAAGUAUCAGAGCCUUUAGAUUACGGGAUACCACAUUAUGAAGAUAUAACAUUAACCACCAAGGAUAAUGUAAAAAUUCGAAUUUAUGUAUUACAGCUGGGAGAUAAUAUUACAGCUCGGACGAGGCCAACUAUUUUGUUAUUUCAUGGAAAUGCAGGGAAUAUGGGACAUUGUUUACCUAUUGCUAAACAAUUUUAUAAAAAUUUCAAAUGUAAUGUGGUAAUGUUGUCUUAUAGAGGAUAUGGACUUAGUGAAGGAACUCCUUCAGAAAAGGGACUUCGGAUAGAUGCACAAACUGUGUUAGAUUACAUUGAUAAACAUGAUAUAUUCAGGCAUACCAAAGUAAUAGUUUAUGGACAAUCACUUGGUGGUGCCGUGGCAAUUGAUUUAGUAUCAAAAAAUGAGGAUAAGGUUGCGGGUCUGAUUGUUGAAAAUACUUUCCUUAGUAUACCAAAACUUUUGCCACAUGUUAUACCACAACUUCGUCACUUUUCGUUUUGCUGUACUCAAAAAUGGGAUUCCGAAAAAUCUAUACAACUUAUUAAGCGAAUUCCGGUUUUAUUUCUAUCUGGAGAUGCGGAUAAGCUUAUACCUCAAGAACACGUUAAACAGUUACACGAUUUGGUUAAAACUGAAGGUGGAAAGAAACUUAAACAAUUUCCAUUUGGAUCACAUCAAGAUACAGUUUCGCAGGAAGGAUAUUUUGAAGAAAUCGCAGAAUUUUUAUUAACAAAAGUCGUGGAUUAA